Monosiga brevicollis MX1 is the source of this 3708-nucleotide messenger RNA. RefSeq lists its product as uncharacterized. NCBI's taxonomy places the organism in Eukaryota, Choanoflagellata, Craspedida, Salpingoecidae. The record is from RefSeq and is a predicted model, not a curated record. The transcript has a single exon. The coding region runs from base 1 to 3708 and encodes 1235 amino acids.
AUGGGGGCCGCAUGUCCGAGCGUGCUCUUGGCGCUCGUGCUGGCACUCAGCUCGAGGGUCGCAGCGCAGCCCAGCAUCACUGCAGGCCAAAAUGGAACGUUGCACCUUAAUGCACCAGAGGGCGUUCGCUACAAUGGCCGAGACCUAACGGCAGCCCUUGCCUUUGCCCUCAAACACCCGCAACUGCCCUGGCUCGCCGAGGCUAGCGUGAUUGCAACCGGCAUCCCUCAACCCAUGGCUCUCGUGGCUGCCGAUUUUGAUCUUGAUGGACGCCCCGAUCUCGUGACGGCCAGCGCCUCGGCCGAUCGCGUUGACCUGUACCGUAACCUUGGUGGGGGUGCCUGGGCCACGGCAGUCAACAUCGCAACGGGUGUGGAUGGCGCGCGCGUCCUGCGAGCGGCCGACCUUGACGGGGAUGGGCAUCCGGAUGUUUUGAGCGGUGCCAACGGUGGCGGGCAAAUCUACUGGCAUCGCAAUCUUGGCAGUGGUGCUUUCGCCGAUAAAGUACUCCUCGCGACCUGUACCUCACUCCAAGAUGUAUAUGUGGCUGAUUUGGACGGUGAUGGUCGCUUAGAUAUCAUCCGUACUAGCGGUAAUACGGCUCGGCUGGCCUGGUACCGCAAUCAAGGUAAUGGUAUGUUUUCUGAUACCAUUACAGUUGCCACCGGCACCAUUCCUACCUUGGUGCGCGCCGCCGACUUGAAUCAGGACGGCGCCUUGGACCUCCUUGUGGUCACCGGCGGCGGGGCCAGGGCGGUUUGGUACCGCAACCAGAAUAGCGGUGCCAACUUUAACGCACCUGUCACCAUCUACAGCACUUCGGGAAUGAUCAGUGCCCUCGAGGCCGGCGACCUUGACAACGAUGGUGUUCUCGAUGUCUUGGUGACGGAUCGCGUUUUGGAUAUCGUCUGCUGGCAUCGCAACGACGGAAUGGGUAGAUUUGGUGAUGCUCAAUACCUUCCAGCUCACUUGGAUGCACCAGUCCAUGCCUCUGUCGCUGACCUAGACGGGGAUGGGUUGCUAGACAUUCUUGUCCUCAGCAAUGCGGAUAACCGAGUUUUGUGGUUUCGUAACCGUGGCGCUGGCCUUUUGGCUAUGGGCGUCAACAUCAGUGCAGACAUUGCGGCCCCAACCGCGCUGGCCACGCUCGAUAUCGAUGCAGACGGCGAUCUUGACAUUGCCGUGACCAGUGGCGUAGACUCGACCCUCGCAACUCUCUUCAAUGGGCGCAAUCUGGCCCGCACCUGGCAAAAUGCUGGAUCCACCGCUCCUCGGCCUUUUGUUGGAGCUAUCAACAACCACACACUCGCCUUCAAUGCUUCCGGCGCCGUAUGGGUGAAUGGAAUGGACGUGGCAGCGGCCCUGGCCAUUGCAAACUCUGGGGGCAGCGGGCAACUGAGCUGGGAUACCCCUCCCCGGCUGCUUUCAGACGUUGCCCAGGGUGCCACAUCGGUCAUCGGUGCCGAUAUCAAUGGUGAUGGACUGAUGGACGUGGUGGCAAGCAGUUUCGACGAUGACAAAGUCCAAUGGUUUCGCGGCUUGGGCAAUGGUGCCUUUGCAAGCGGAGACACCAUCACCUCAUCCGCCAAUCGCGUCUAUGCUGUGGCUACGGGCGAUCUCAAUGGUGAUGGCCACAUGGAUGUGGUAAGCGCUGGCGACGAUGGCGAGGACAGCCUCUGCUGGUACAAGAACAAGGGUGUCGCUGGCUUUGACAGCUGCCAAGACUUUGACGUCGGUGACGAUGAGGAGGACGUCACGGUGCGCGCCGUCGCCGUCGGUGACAUGGACGGUGAUGGCGACUUGGAUAUCGUGGUAGCCAUGUGGGAAGAGGACGACGACGACACUGAGGGCUACAUUGGCUGGUUCCGAAACAGUGGCACGGGCUCUUUUUCGAAUUUUCGCGAAAUGGACGAGGUUCGCCGCCCGGUCAGUCUUUUCCUGGCUGACAUGAACGGGGACGGGCUUCUGGAUGUGCUCGCAACGGACGAUGGCGCCAAUGAUGUCCUAUGGUACCGCAACCUGGGCGCCAGCAGCUUCACGUCUGGAACUAAAAUUGACUCUGACCUUGACCAGGCUGCGGCCGUGUCUGCAGCCGACGUGGAUGGUGAUGGUUUCCUGGACGUCGUGGCAGUGAGUCGUCACGAUAACUUGCUGGUGUGGUAUCGGAACCUAGAUGGCGGCAUCUUUGGUUCAGCGACGACCAUCAGCAGUACCAUCUCCGACCCUCGAGCAGUGGCCGUGGGCGACCUGAACGGAGAUGGGUAUGUGGACCUGGUCGUGGGAGCGCAUGAUGGCAAUGCGGUGGUCGCUCUUCUGAACUUGGGCAGUGGGGUGUUUACGUCCCCCAUUGAGCUGGCUACGCCCGAUGGUGUCUUUGGGCUGUGGGUCGGUGACCUGGACGGCGACGGCGAUGCAGAUGUGGCAUGCGCUUCUUUUGAUGACGAUACUGUGGCAUGGUAUGCCAACCAGUUGAUGCAGCCGAGCAAUAGCGCUGCGUACCAUGGUCCCCCGGUCACAGCAAGCGAUGCCAAUGGCGUGCUGCACCUCAAUGUUUCUGGCCAACUGUUGGUGCGCGGUGCAGAUGUGGCGCCAAUUCUGUCGGCCCAUGCUCGCGACCUGCAACUCCCUUGGGUGGGCCAGGGCAUGAUGGUGGCGCAUGACGCCCGGCCCAUCUACAGGGCAGUGAGCGUGGAUCUGGACGGCGAUGGUGACCAGGAUGUGGUGACGGCUGGAUACAGCUCAAGUUCUGGACAAGUUUUCUGGCUUCGCAACAAUGGCCAAGGACUUUUCUCUGGGCCGCUGAUUAUUGGCGAUCUGGGCACUGUGAGUUCGUUGGAUGUGGCGGACAUGGAUGGCGAUGGUCUGCUGGAUGUGGUGUGCGGAAGCUAUUUCCUUGAUAGAAUCGUGUGGUACCGCAACACGGGCAACGGGGGCUUCGCGCUGCAAGCGGACGUGGAAGACGACGCUGAGGUGUCAGCGGUACUGGCCGUGGAUAUUGACGGGGAUGGCGACAUUGAUGUGCUGCGUGCCGGUAGCCAGGACGAUACGGUUGCCUGGUAUCGAAACGACGGCACGGGAUCAUUUGCAGCGGCUUGGGCAUUGACUACCAAUGCCAAAGGCGUACGUUCCUUGGACGUGGCCGACUUUGAUGGCGAUGGUUUCCUGGAUGUGGUCGCCGCCGUCAGCAAUGACAAUGAGGUGCUUUGGUACCGCAAUCGUGGGGGUGGCUCCUUUGCUUCAGGGCAACUGGUCGGAGGGUAUUUGAAUGAUCCGCGCAUCAUUCGAGCUGCCGACCUUGACGGGGAUGGUGCUGUAGACGUGGUGUGCACGUCUUACGCGACCGACAAGAUAGUUUGGUUUCGUGGGGAUGGCAACGGCGGUUUUUCCAGCCCGCAAACUUUGGACGCGAAUCUUGACGGAGCCAACUCUCUGGCCGUUUUGGACGUUGAUGGUGACGGUGACUUGGACGUCGUGGGUGGCGGUGUCGGUGACAACCUUGUCACCUGGUAUCGAAACGAGGGCGGUGCCAUAUUCUCUGCGCGCGCUAUCGUUGGCAACCUGCCCUUGACUGUGGCCUCAGUGCAGGCUGCUGACUUGGAUGGGGAUGGAGCUUUGGAUAUUCUCAGCACUGGACUGGCCGGUGACUUGAUAUGGUAUCAUAACCCUUGGCAAUCUUGGCCGACCAACGAGGUGGUCAUGCAGAGCUGA